This is a messenger RNA of Aedes albopictus (Asian tiger mosquito), 1996 nucleotides long. Its product is annotated as facilitated trehalose transporter Tret1-2 homolog. The record is from RefSeq and is a predicted model, not a curated record. Bases 461 to 1888 code for a protein of 475 amino acids. The transcript has 2 exons. NCBI's taxonomy places the organism in Eukaryota, Metazoa, Arthropoda, Insecta, Diptera, Culicidae. Gene Ontology annotation, biological process: carbohydrate transport; transmembrane transport. Gene Ontology annotation, cellular component: membrane. Gene Ontology annotation, molecular function: sugar transmembrane transporter activity.
GAAAGUCUUUUACUACACUUGCAUGUCAUUGCAACCAGUUCGAACCAGCUGUCUGUCUUGGCGUGCCUCCUCGAGCAGCUAACCUUAUCAGCUCGUUCAGGUAAUCCUUAUCACCUCGAUUCGACAUAUCUACAAACAUCUGCGAAGUGCCGAUGGUCAGUGGUGGUGCCAGUGCAGAGAUAAAAACGCGUCUCGAGCACGCGCUUGUUUGGGUUAUCUGUGGCCGCAGGAUGAUGAUGAUGCCAAUGAUGACUUUGAUGAUGUCCGAAUCCCAAUCAAUCAAACCUUCGGCUAAAAUAGCUACUUGUGCUAUUAUCGUGAAUAUUUCAGCAGAAACAUUGGCUCAUUUAUAAUUGUGAGGUGAUAGUGACUGGACGUUGGCGAGAAUUCGCAAAGGCCUUCGGCAAUCGAUAUUGAAAUCAAUGAUCUAAGGGGACUGGCAUUCUCGUGAAAACUGACCAUGGGUGUCUGGGAAAGUAUUAAGGACUUUGGAAAGUAUUCCAAUCAAUAUUUGGCGGCGUUCUCAGUCACUCUCCUUACACUCUCUGUUAUCGCAUCUUACGGUUGGACGUCACCAACACUGCCGAUACUACAAGCGGAUGAUUCACCUUUACCCAUCACCUCAGAUGAAGGUUCAUGGAUUGUAUCGAUUUUGGUGCUUGCGUCUAUUGCCGGUCCCAUACCAACGGCAUGGUCCAUCGACAAAUUUGGUCGCAAGUACACCAUGCUUUUCGCGGCCAUCCCAGCCAUCAUUGCAUGGAUUCUGAUCGGUGUUGCUGACUCCGUACCCGUUUUGUACGUUUCUCGAUUUCUCAGUGGGAUUUCCUAUGGAAUGUCAUAUUCUUCGAUGCCAAUAUAUCUAGGUGAGAUAGCUUCAGAUCCAAUCAGAGGAUCCAUCGGAACGCUGUUAACUGUUAUGGCCAAGGCAGGUAUUCUCAUAGAAUACAGUAUCGGACCGUUUGUUGGUUUUAGGACGCUCGCGUGGAUUUCACUAGCAUUUCCAACAUCAUUCUUCUUGCUGUUUAUGUGGAUGCCAGAAUCACCGUACUAUUUACUGUCACAAAACAAAGAUGAAUCUGCAGAGAAAAGCCUUAGUUGGCUGCGUAAGCGUGACCAAGUUACUGAUGAACUAGCUAUGAUGAAAGCAGCUGUUGAACGAUCAAAACAGAACAAAGGUACGUUCCGUGAACUGCUCACACGAGGCAACGCACGUUCAUUGAUAAUCGUGCUUGGAUUGGGAGCUCUACAGCAACUCUGUGGAAGUCAAGCGGUGAUUGCCUACUCACAGCAAAUCUUCGAAGAAGUACAAAGUGGUUUGAAAGCUCACGAAUCAUCGAUCAUUAUGGCUGUUAUCCAGUUAAUUACGGCAGCAUGCUCUUCCUCUAUCGUGGAUCGAGUUGGUAGAAGACCACUUUUGCUUAUAUCAACAGCUGGCUGUGCUGUUGGAACAUUCAUUGUAGGGCUAUAUUUCUUCCUACAACAACAAGGCGUUGAAGUUCAAGGCGUUAGCUGGAUCCCAUUAGUAGUUAUGAUGCUGUACAUUAUUGCCUACACAAUCGGUUUGGCGACGGUUCCGUUCGCAAUCUUGGGUGAGCUGUUUCCGUCGAACGUUAAGGCCGUAGCUGCUGCCAUGUACACGAUGGUCGCAUCCGCAAUUGGGUUUGGCGUAGCAAAACUGUAUCAAGUAAUUUCCGAUGAGCUUGGAACGUAUGUAUCGUUCUGGAUAUUUGCAGUGUCAUCGUCGCUAUUUCUAAUUUUCGUUUUCAUGAUGGUGCCCGAAACGAAAGGCAAGUCAUUGGACGAGAUUCUAGUGGAAAUGCGAGGUGGACAAAGCAGAAGCCUGAAAUGCGGUAGCUGUUGCGGUCGGAGGAAAUCCGUUAAACUCUAGGUUGUUUGUGAUUGAAGCGGAGUGAUUGUGUAGGAUAUUCUCAAUGUAGUUACAUAACAAUAGUGAUUUUUCAAUAAUAAAAAAUCCAAAGAAAUUGUAAUUAUGGUG